Trypanosoma theileri is the source of this 708-nucleotide messenger RNA. RefSeq lists its product as uncharacterized. The annotation marks the transcript as partial. The transcript has a single exon. The record is from RefSeq and is a predicted model, not a curated record. NCBI's taxonomy places the organism in Eukaryota, Euglenozoa, Kinetoplastea, Trypanosomatida, Trypanosomatidae.
AUGACAACGAUGUUCAUCCAAUUGCGCCGUGUGGUGUACCUGUUGAUACUUCUGCAGUGCUGCGUGUGUGUGGCAAAUGGGGAUAAUGCCAGUCUUUCUGGUGAGAGUUCAACACUACAAGCUAACAACACUACUAUGGAGAACUCUGCAGCAAAUACAUCUGGUUCUGCAGCAAAAGGGGUAGCGUCAUUGGCAUCAGCAUUAUAUAAUUUUUCGAAAAGUUUGUUUGGUUCCCUCACUUCUGCUAUAGUUCCUUCAGUCGCGUCAAAAGAAAAGAACUGUACGUCCAAUGACAGUUCCACUCAAUGCAGAAACGCACAGGGAGUGACAUCAGUGAGAGAACAAACACAAGGGAAUAAUGCAGGAGUAGGCAAUGGAGUGUCAGAGCAGGAAACAACAGAUAAAGGUAAUGCCAACCAGAACAACCAAAACAGCAACAACGAUCGGACGUUGCCCGAAAAGGUUGAAAGUCUUAAUCCACCAAACGUCAAUCAAAGAGGGACGGAAACGGAUGAUGAGAAAAACCAACAAGGAGUGAAGAACGAGAACACAAACGAGAAUUCCGAUAUAAUCAAUGAAUCACUAAAUCCCCCAACUGAUAGUGCCGUUUUGCCAUCUGGCUCUGUUUCUUCAGUUUCUGAUGUAAACGACAGCAGCAGCAGUCCUGCAUUGGUGCACGGUCCCUUACUGCUGCUUCUGCUGUGGGUG